This is a messenger RNA of Helobdella robusta, 1695 nucleotides long. RefSeq lists its product as hypothetical. Lineage: Eukaryota; Metazoa; Annelida; Clitellata; Rhynchobdellida; Glossiphoniidae. The transcript is spliced from 12 exons. The record is from RefSeq and is a predicted model, not a curated record. The coding region runs from base 1 to 1695 and encodes 564 amino acids.
AUGGACAUCAUUUCAAACCGACCCGUCGUCGAUCGUAACAUCCUGAAUGCAUGGAAGGCUGACCUUGCGGACAAAGAUAGUGCUGAAGACGAGGCGAUUAUUUUGUUCAACUCCGACCUUGCUGCUCUCCUCAAUGUCUUCAACGAUGUCGAUCAGGUGUGGCUCAGUAAGGAGUUGCAGUUAUACGGAGAUCAACCAGACAGACUCGAGAAAAUGUCAUCAUAUUUACUGGAAAAUCCAAAUUACCCAAAAUUCAAAGACGUGGUGGAGACGGUAACAAGGGAGGAUAUGGAGAACCUCACGUACACGUUCGAAGAUUUCCUUGACAAGUACCCGAACCCUUUCGAAUAUUUCUACGACGAAAAUGCCAUCAAGAAAAUUACCAACAAAGAAAAUUACAUGGCCCACUGCCGCUGGUACGUCAUGAAGAAGUUUCCCAGCAUCGCUGCCUCGGUUAUUGAUUUUAACUGUCGGAAGAUUGGCUUCUACAGUGGCGCUUACAACGUUAUAAAGCUCUUUGAGCAGGAGAAAUUUGGGCUUUCAAAAAAGAGAGGUGAAAAUUGCCGUAGAUGCGUUCGACCGUUGCGGUAUUAUUUGGGGAACACAAGACCCGUACAUCGAUAUUUUUAUGAUGAGUUGUGGUUUAAAGAUCAUGAAGACGAACUUAGAGAGUAUAUGAGUUCAAAAGAGGAAGAAAAAAGGAAUAAAAUUGAGUUGGCCAGAUUGAAUGGUGAACUGUUGACCUGUCAGAUAUGUUUUGAUGAUGAAAUGCUCUUUGAAGAGUCACUGGCCUGUCCUGAAGGUCAUCUUUUCUGCAGGCAGUGUGUUAAGAAAUUCCCGUGUCUCUCCAGCGAUAUCUGUUCCUCCUACCUCACCACAGCAACUCUUCAGAAGGUCCUCAAACAAGCCACACUCGACAAAAUCCUCAACAAAAUGUUCGAAGACGACGUGCAGCAGUUGCAAGAUGAGGUUGAUCGAGAACAGGACUAUUUAGAAGAAUUAGUUACCUGUCCGUUCUGCAGUUAUGCCGUUUUUAUAACUGAUGGUGGUAUGAACAAGGUGCUGAAAUGUGGCAACCCUGAUUGCAUGCGAGAGUCUUGCAGACUGUGUCGGGAGCCAUCCCACAUUCCAUAUGGUUGCUAUGAAGCUGAACAGAAGACAGAAGUUGCUGCAAGGACUGCCAUUGAAAACGAGAUGACAGAUGCCAUGGUUAGAACGUGCUACAGGUGCAAGAAGAGUCCUGACAAUUUAAAAACAAUGGGGGUUAUCAUGGUCAAAUUAAGAAAUGCUGAAGCUCCGGGUCAACAAAGACGACGAUGGCAUGGCAUGACACCACACUUUCGCAGUGGAUGUCCGCUCUGGGUGAAUAACAAAGAACUGCAUGAGAAGGAGGUGAAGGACGUUGCAGAAAAGGCAAAGAUCAACGCGUUAAGGUCGAAUUGCUCAACUAACGAGGCAGUUAAAGUUUUAUGGUCACAUCAUGCUGAAGGAAAGAAUGGAAAAUCUAACAACUACUGGAAAGAUUGCAGGGAAAAGAGAUCGAGGUCAACAAGGAACAACAUUCGUGAACUCUUUGUGUUACUUGUUGAAUAUCACCACAUUUCAACUCUAAAGAUCGUGUUUUUUGGAGGCCGAUGGUCGCCAAUGUCCCGAAAGGAAAAGACACGAGAAAGAAGAAGACAGAAAGCUAUUUAA